Messenger RNA from Penicillium digitatum Pd1, 444 nucleotides. Its product is annotated as small secreted protein. The record is from RefSeq and is a predicted model, not a curated record. Lineage: Eukaryota; Fungi; Ascomycota; Eurotiomycetes; Eurotiales; Aspergillaceae.
AUGCAGCUCGCUCAGCUCAUUCUCGCUACCGGCCUCUUUUUCUCCUCAUCCUUUGCUGCUCCCGCCGACACUUCUGUCAAGUCCAUGAUGGUUGACAGCCCUCAGUGGACCAUCCAGAACGCCCAGCGUGUCUGCAACCCCCAAGACACCUCCUGCACCUGGACCUUCAGCAUCUACCCUGGCGCCGGUGCCGCCACUCCCUGCACCUACGUGGUUGAAGGCAGCCCUGCCUCCCGCGCCAACGGUGGCCCCGUCACCUGCGGCGCAUACACCGUCACUUCUGGCUGGAGCGGCCAGUUCGGUGCGGACAAUGGCUUCACCACUCUCUCUGUUGUCGACAACAACUCUCGCCAGAUCAUCUGGCCUGCUUAUACCGAUAAGCAGCUCGCUGGCGGUGCGGUUGUCAAGCCUGACCAGAGCUACGCCCCUGCUGCUCUCCCUUGA